This is a messenger RNA of Lutzomyia longipalpis, 5410 nucleotides long. RefSeq lists its product as uncharacterized. The transcript is spliced from 2 exons. Gene Ontology annotation, molecular function: aspartic-type endopeptidase activity. NCBI's taxonomy places the organism in Eukaryota, Metazoa, Arthropoda, Insecta, Diptera, Psychodidae. The record is from RefSeq and is a predicted model, not a curated record. The coding region runs from base 936 to 5300 and encodes 1454 amino acids. Gene Ontology annotation, biological process: proteolysis.
CGGGGGCACCUCUUCAUCAUCAUCCAUAUACCCCGUGUGUUCUCCUGCUUUUUACGUGGUUGUAGUGGAAAACUUUAAAUAUUCGAUACUCUCCAACUUUUGCCAGAAUCACUCGCAAAUUUCAGUUCAGUGUGGAACACCAAACGCAGAGGAACGUCUUUUUUCUCAUUCAAAUUUUAAAUACGGAAGAAAAUCCCCAAGAAAAUUCUCGUGGAAGAUUUCAAGUCAAUAGAAGACUUUAAAAAGGAUCCUUUUGUGUGAUUUUUUAAAAAAUAAAUGUGCAUAGAGACAAAUAGUUGGGAAACGAAGGAAAGAGAGUAAAAAAAAUUGGGCGAAAGGUGUGCAAAAUUCGUGAUCUAACUUAAGGAAAAACCAAUGCUUUUUCCGAGGAAUUUUCAUUGACGUCGCCAAAUGAGUUUGUGAUUCAUCGUAGUAUUUUCUACAAAAACUCGUGGGAAAAAUAUAAAUAACAUUUAUAUAAGAAAUAGAUAUUCUAAAAUACCUCGAGGAGUGAUAAAUUAUCAAGAAGUUUGAAAAAAAAGUGAUAAAUCAGUAUUUUCAAAUAACAGACACAUAAUUUGAACUGUAACCCGGUGAAUGUGUGUAGAACAUAAUUCAGCAAAAAAAAGCAUUUAAUAUUAAUUGAGAAAGUGAAAGUUCCUUGACUUGAUGCUGCUGACAUCAUUGGGGGAAAUGUAUUAUUGAAAAUUGUGUUAAUAAAUCUUCAUUCAUUGCCCCCCUGCUCAAUCUCAGCUGGAUGUUGUAAUCCAAUUUUCUAUAUAAAGCACGCACAUCGCGGAAAAACAGUGUGUGGUUGCGUAGACCAAAAAUAACACGGACAGCUUGUAAAACCAUCAAGUAGAUCAACUGGAAAAUACCAGAGGAAAAUCAUCCCAUAACUUUUCAUCGGAAAAUAUCGGAUCCAGAUUUUCGGGAUGUCUUUCUGCAGAAUCACAGGACGCUCCAAGGGGCUGCCAAAACCAAAUUACUUCCCACUCUUACCACCCAUUUCCCCCGUGGAUGCCAAGAGGUACUGCAGGAUCACUGGGAAAGCCUAUGGGCUGCCAUCGCAUCACUUUAUCCCCGUCCUCUUGACGAAUUCAACGCAGAAAGUUAAUUGCAAAAUCACAAAUGUUGCCGAUAAACUGGGGCCCCAUCACUAUAGUCCCGAUGUAAAUUAUGGCAAGCGCAAGCACACCAUUUUACCCGACUACCGCUAUGUCUUUCCCAUUUUUGACGAGAAGAAUGAUAUGCAGAAGAAUCUGCUGGAAUUGCUGGAGACGAAAAUCAUUGAUGAUGGGAAUUUUGUAUAUCAAGUCGAUGAACGACGAUACAGCCUUGUCUUCCCGGCAAAACUCGAAGCAGCUGUACGGGAUGGUGAUGUGAGGGAUGUAAUGCUGGCCAAGGAUUCCGAUACGAUUCUCCUGAAGAUGCGCCAAGGACGCAAUGUCUCCGUUGAUUUGCAGGACUUCACCGAUGAGAAUGCAAUGCUGUACAACGGUGAGGGUCCCCGUCAGGAUGUUCUCCUUGAGCGUGAACGUGAGGAGAAGCGGAAGCGAAAGCGUCAGAAAAAUCUCACACAGAUGACAAAGAUAUUCGAGGAGAAAGAUAAACUAGACGGCGACACAAAGUCUCCGCGGAAGAUUAAGAAAAUCAAGACGGAGGAGAAAAAUCGCCACAAUGGAUGUAUUUUUACACUUGAGAGUAAAGCUGUGGCUGCAUCACUUCUCUCCUCGCCGGAAUGUGAUGAUCUCGUGAAUCCACUUCUUGAAUCGUGGAAUUGGGAUACGUAUGAGAAGGUGGCCUCAUCUGUUGUUAACAAGAGAUCCCCAAUUAUUCUGCCCACACCGAUAAAGGUCACUCCCAUUGAGAUUGAGGGGAGGGAUUUGAGUAAAAUUGAGGCAGCAGCUGUGGAGAAUACAGCUGGAUUCGAAGCUAUAGCCUGCAUCACUCCACCCCCACUUUCAGUGCCAAAUCCAUUAGAGAAGAAAAUUGUGGAAGCACUGAAAAACUUGCAAGAAGAUGAUCUUGAAAUGACGGCAAAUGUGGGGGAGAAAUUGGAAGCAAAUGGUGGGUGUGAGUGCCUCCCAACUGAGUCAGAACUUCCAUUUGUGAUUGAAAACAUCAAAUCCGGAAGGGCAAGUCAGGUUGCCAAUGUAAAGGGACUUAAGCUGGACAUUAAUGCAGCUAGGCAGGUCUUUGUAGCUGGGCAGAAAGUCUCCACUCCUGGUGGGGAACUCUUUGUUCCCGGGCAGACGGUGACAACCCCCAGGGGACCUGUGUAUGUACCAGGAUUAACAAUAAACACCCCCGUGGGAGCAUCCUUUAUCCCCGGAAGUAUCCUCUCGGGCACACAAGCUUCACCCAAUCAUCCAAUUUUCAUGGCUGGACAAAUUGUCAAUGAUGCCUUCAUCCCUGGGCAGACAAUCAACACCCCCAAUGGACCUUGCUUCGUGGAGGGACAAACAAUUCUCACUCCUGAAGGAUUUAAAUUCAUUGCUGGUGUUCAUGAUCCCAACACCAAUACCUUUGUCUGUGGACAGAGCAUUCAAACUCCCGACGGCUUCCGCUUUAUUCCUGGGCAAACAAUCACAACGGAAGAUGGUGAAAAAUUCAUCCCUGGCCAGAGUGUUCAAUCCCCACACGAGGAGAGUGGAUGGAAAUUUAUUCAUGGACAAACUGUGAAAAGUCCCAAUGGUGCAAGUGAAUUCCUCCCUGGAAAAGUAAUUACAACAGAUGAGGGAAGUAAAUUCAUUCCUGGACUGUCAGUGGGUGCCAAAUUCGUGCCAGGUAUUGCAUCGUGCACGGAUGAAUUGGCAUUUAUCCCGGGGAUGAAUGUGGAAACAAAGCAAGGUCCCCAAUUCAUCGAGGGCACCAUCAUUGACACAGACAGCGGGCAGAUUUUCAUGCCAGGAAAAGUUUUGACGAAUACCGAAGGUCUCUUUGACUUUGCCGUCGCUCAAUCUGUCCACGAUGUCAUCUUCCGUGAGCCAACACAGCGGGGAUUUGUGAUUGAUCCUAUGAAUUUCGAAGCAUCCACACCGAAUGUCUCAGUGUUUGGGCAUAUGAUCCAAACAACGAGUGGCAUUGAAUUCUAUCCGGAGAAAGUACGUCAGGAGCACCUGCCGGAAGGGAAAGUAAUCCCUGGGCGUCUUGUGCGACAGGAAUCGGGAACAAAGUUUAUUCCUGGCAUAAAGAGUGACAACGGCUUCAUUCCGGGGCAGCUGAUUUGGACGGAAAAUGGGGAACAAUUUGUCCCGGGGCAAGUAAUUGAGACCACAGAUGGACUGAAAUUUGUCCCAGGGCAGGUUAUUGAGACAAAGAGUGGAAGUAAAUUUGUUCCUGGUCAGGUGAUGGAGACCAGUGAGGGUGCACGCUUUGUCCCAGGGCAGAUUGUGCAUACAAAAGCUGGUCCAACAUUCAUCCCCGGGCAGGUGAUCACCACGGAUGAUGAGGGAGAACGUUUUGUACCAGGGCAGGUGGUGGAUACUCCUGAUGGACCACGCUUUGUUCCUGGGCGUGUUCUGGAAACCGAUGAUGGUGUAACAUUUAUCCCGGGGCAAAUUGUUGAGACAGCAGAUGGACCUAAAUUUAUUGCACCUGACCUAACGGACAACGAAGAGGGUGAACAGGAAUUUUCCGUACAGAGUUUCCUCGUAACACCGGAAGAAUUGAAGCUCGUCAAGUCAACGAAUAUCUUCCCAACGGCACCAAGUGAAAGGGGUGAGUUGAGUAUUGAUCGCAAGAUCAUGAGACAACUCUCGGAAGCCGGCAUGACCAUUGGGCGGCAAAUUGAGGCAUCAGCUGUGGAUUUAGUGCUACAAAGUACAAAAGAGAAGCAGAUUGUUGAUCAAUUUUCCGAGAAAAUCACUGAGAGCUUCCCUGCUGAGAAAAUUGCCAACAUGUUUAGCAAUAUUAAAUCCAUUGCUCAAGUUGUGAGUGGGCGGAAACAUCUCACGGAUGUGCCAUGCAGACAAGCUAAAUUUUCCGAUGAUGCCACCGUGAAAGCUGCCGAGUGCAUUGUGGAGCUCAUCAAGAAGAUUGUACGUGAUGAGGAUAAGUCCGUGUCAGUGUACGAAGCAAUUGCAUGUGCUCUCGAGACGGCAGAUUUGGGGAGAUGUGAGAAAAUAGCAUGUGAUCCGGCGUGUCAGCUCAAGAUCAUCUCCAUGGUACGCGCAUCACUUGAGAGUGACAUCGAUGAGUGUGAGAUUUUGCAGAAGAUCGCACAGUGUGUGAAUGUGGAGGAGACCAAAGUGCUGAGUCAGAUGGGGCAGAUACUGCGAGAUGAGAAUAUGAGUGAAUCCUUGAGAGCAAUGGUCAGCACACACCCAAAGAUUCUCUACAAGAUUAUCAAUCAUCUCAGGGAGAUGAAGCACUCAAUCACGUGCACUGAGACAGCUGUGGAGGCGUUACAUCGUGCCAUCAUAUCAUCCGUCGAGGACGUCACCAAUGCUGAACUCCAUCGUGUGGCAGCUGAUGGGGAAACCGCCCAGCAACUUAUUCGUGACGUUGUAUCCUUGGCGAAGGCACUUGAGAUCCCUACACCUGACAUUGCUGCCACCGCCUCAGCGUGUCCUUCGGAUGUUCUCACUGCCCUCCUGACCACUGAGGCUGGUGCUGAGCUCCUCCGACGUGUUGUCCUAAUGCACAAGCUUGCCCAGAGUAAUCCCACAAUGAUUGAUGCUCUCGAAGAUCUCCGGAAAAGUCCCUUUUCCGUACGGCGAAAUCCUCAAUUUUGCGAACUUGUACGACAAACGGGCUGCCUCACGAUUCCCUAUGAGAAGCGUCAACUUCUCGAAUCCUCCACUCAGCUUCCCAAUGCAAUUCUCUUCACGGACAACCAACUGGCCCUCGAGGAUUUCCUCGUGCGUCGUCGUGGUAAGAAUCGUGGGGCUUUUCUCAUUGUUAAGAAUAAAUUCCAGGGAGUUGUACCACGAGAACUAAGCCGUGACGUCCUCACUGGGAAGUGCUCGUACACACUUCUCGAUGAAGAUGGCAUUUGCCACUUUGAGCCCCUUCAUGUCUUCACAGCCCUCAAUAUUGUCAACCCACGGCCACAGCAGAGAUUCUCCAUGUACCACAGUGACGUCGUCAUGGACACGGGGGCGGAUCUCGAUGAUAUCAUGUCCACAGCUUCCGCUUGCACAGCCCUCGGAUCCGUCGCGUCCAAAAUGAUGGCGUACAGAGAUCAGAUAAAUUGUAUCCCUCUCCUCCGAAACUAUAAACACUACCCUCAUCACCUCCUCCCGUCUCCCUUCUCCCCACCCAUUUCACACGUAGUUGCAUCCGUGAGAUACUAACCAAUUCAUGUACUAUGUAUGUAUGUAAUUUGUCGAGGAAAAGCUUUUAAAAUUUAUAUAUGUAUUAUAUACAAUAAAAUUGAAGAUAAAUAAAUAUUUAUAUAAUAAAG